AUGGCCGGCGAAAAACCUGUGCCGCGUGCCACGCGGGUCUCGAUCGCCUGCAUUCCCUGCCGCUCCCGGCACACCAAGUGCGACGCCACUCGCCCUUAUUGCCGUCGCUGCUCGUCCGAAGGCAAGAAAUGCUACUACGAAAAGUCGCGAAGGGGCGGUCUGGACCGGGCGACGUUGGCCGCCCGCAGGAACCAGCGGAACCGCGAUGCAGAGUCGUCCUCGUCCAGCGGCCUCAUGGGUAGCCUCGAGUCUCACGACGUGUCCUUGGAGGGUGACCCGGCGCAUGCCGGUAGACCAUGGCAACCUCCAGCGUCGGAUAACGGCAGUACCGGAUUUGACAGCCGUUCGAUUGCCGCCUUGAUCGACCCAUUAUUCGGUAUCCCCGACUCCAUUCACUCCAUUCACCCGUCUGGCUGGACGGAGAACGACCCGCUCAUCGGCCUGUACUACGAGCACUUCCACCGUUUCCAUCCCUGCGUUCUUCCACAGCGAUAUCUCAGAAGAUACCUGCAGGACCCCAGCAGGCGGGCUUGCUUGGAACCCCUAGUCUCAGUUCUUCGUUUCAUAGGCUCCCUCUACGGACUGUCGGCCGAGUCUUCGAAGCUUGAGGAGCAGGCUCGGAAAUGCAACAACUCCCUACAAUGUCCUGCGGGGCGCCUGGAUCGGGCCUUCCUAGUCCAAUCGCGCCUUCUGCUCUCCAUCGCCCUAUAUUGGUCUACUGACAUGGAGGAGUCUCGCUGGGCGCUGGACCACGCUAUACGCGAUGGCUUUGACCUGGGCAUGCACCGCCGGCCCUUCGCGGCAGAGAAUUCUGCAGGGGAUCCGGUGCUGGAGGAGAGUUGGAGGAGGACGUGGUGGCAGGUAGUCAUCGUGGACGCAUAUUUCGCGGCCAUCGAGCGGAAGCCAAUUUUCGUUGCGCAAGAUGAAGAGCCAACUCUUGACAUGCCGUGCGAGGAAGAAGUUCGAUACCCGUGCCCAAGACUGUGGAAGAGUUCGACAAUCCGAUCGCCUGGCAGGGGUCAACGCAAAACAUGUCCCGGGGAGGCGGUUGAGGCGGUAGGCGUCAUGAUUGAGGGGUGGUUCCUCUUGCUCCCAGAGUCGAAGCGCCAGGUCAUGGGCAAGGACGGGAUUAUCGAUGAGCUCAUGUUCCAAGCUCACAUGGGGGCCAACGCUUGUGUCCUCGCUGUACACCGUCCCUACUCGAACCUCCUCUACAACCCCAUGGAGAUAAUAUCCAGCUGCGCCACCGGCUCGCCCAAGCCGUUGCCGAUCGGCAACCUUGUCAACGUGCAUACCACGCGCUGUCUGAAGUCCGUCGAAGCCCAGCUGCGCCUCAUGGCGCUGCCCGCCCGCCCCUUCUGCCACACCCCCUUCGUCAUCUGCAUGAUGACGGCCGGCACGAUCCCGUUGCUCUCGGCCUGCAAGUUCCUCUUCACGGAAAAGCGGCUCGGGAUUGCGCGGCAUCAGAUACGCAUGAGUAUCGGGUGUCUCAAGGCCAUGGCGGGCAUAUGGCCGCAGGCUGCGGUGCAUGUGAGGCAACUCCAGACAAUAGCUCAGGAGGUUCUGGGGCUCCCUUCUCGCGAGGCUGCUGUUGCUCCGGACGCCGGGGCCAGUGGUAACUCUUCUAAUGGGACUCCGUCCGGCUCAUCCACGGCCGUGGAACCAUUCGAAACGCAGCUCGAUGGCCCCUUUCCGCUUGACUCACUGGACGAUGGCUUUCAGGUGGGCUGGGAUAAUCUGCAGCACGAUCUUGCCUGCUACGACUUUUCUGCAAUCGGUUGA
Messenger RNA from Chaetomium globosum CBS 148.51, 1782 nucleotides. RefSeq lists its product as uncharacterized. The coding region runs from base 1 to 1782 and encodes 593 amino acids. Gene Ontology annotation, biological process: regulation of DNA-templated transcription; DNA-templated transcription. The transcript is spliced from 5 exons. Gene Ontology annotation, molecular function: DNA-binding transcription factor activity, RNA polymerase II-specific; DNA binding; zinc ion binding. NCBI's taxonomy places the organism in Eukaryota, Fungi, Ascomycota, Sordariomycetes, Sordariales, Chaetomiaceae. The record is from RefSeq and is a predicted model, not a curated record.